AACCCGUUAUAAAAGGCCAACAAACAGAGUGAGAAAAACAGAGAGAGAAUACAGAGCUUCCUCUUAGAGGCCAUUGCUCUUGCAAAAAAUAAAAACAAAAACAAAGAACUCUCUCUCUCUCUCUCUCCUGUUCUUCUUCAUUCUUAUGUUUUUCAUCUUUCCUUUUAAUUUUUUUUAGGCUCUCACGUAAUAAUAAUGAUCAGUGUUCUGCUCGUGGAAAACAAAGUGGCAUGCAAUUACUAAACUAGCAUCACCAACGCCAUAACUUCCUCCAAACCUAAAAGUUCAGUGCUCAGAGAUCCAGAAGGAGAGCAACUGAUUAACAAGAUGGAAGCGUUUCAAGGGAUGACGAGGGGUGACAUUUCAUCCCAAGUGGGUCAGGUUUGGAGCCAAGUGAAGGAGCCAGUGAUUGUGCCACUGCUGAGAGUGGCAGUGAUUCUGUGCUUGGGCAUGUCGUUGAUGAUGUUAGUGGAGAGAGUGUACAUGGGCCUUGUGAUUUGCUUGGUGAAGCUGUUCGGAAGGAGACCUGAGAAGCGUUACAAAUGGGAGCCUCUGAAGGAGGACGUUGAGCUGGGAAACUCUACCUAUCCCAUGGUUCUGGUUCAAGUCCCAAUGUACAACGAAAGAGAGGUUUAUCAGCUCUCGAUCGGUGCUGCUUGUGGGCUUUCUUGGCCUGCGGACAGGAUCAUUAUACAAGUUCUUGAUGAUUCUACUGACCCAUCAAUAAAGGAAAUGGUGCAAAUGGAAUGUAGCAGAUGGGCAAGCAAAGGAGUGAACAUAAAGUACGAAGUGAGGGACAACAGAAAUGGGUACAAAGCAGGGGCUCUGAAAGAAGGGAUGAAACGUAGCUACGUGAAGCAAUGUGACUAUGUUGCCAUUUUUGACGCAGAUUUUCAACCGGAAUCUGAUUUCCUCUGGCGAACUGUCCCAUUCCUCGUCAACAACCCUGAACUUGGUCUUGUUCAGGCACGCUGGAAGUUUGUGAAUUCCAAUGAAUGUUUGAUGACCAGGAUGCAAGAGAUGUCACUGGAUUACCAUUUUACUGUGGAACAAGAAGUGGGGUCUUCCACUUACGCCUUCUUUGGCUUCAAUGGAACUGCGGGUGUGUGGAGAAUUACGGCGCUGAAUGAGGCUGGGGGAUGGAAGGAUAGAACCACAGUGGAAGACAUGGACCUGGCUGUUCGAGCCAGUCUCAAAGGAUGGAAAUUCUUAUACCUGGCCAAUUUAAAGGUGAAAAAUGAACUACCAAGUACUCUGAAGGCCUACCGGUACCAACAGCACAGGUGGUCUUGUGGACCAGCCAAUCUUUUCCGGAAAAUGGUGAUGGAGAUAAUGAGGAACAAGAAAGUAUCCUUGUGGAAGAAGAUAUAUGUGGUUUACAGUUUCUUCUUCGUCCGGAAGGUCGUGGCCCACAUAAACACUUUCGUGUUCUAUUGCAUCGUCUUACCUGCAACAGUUGUGGUGCCUGAGGUGGUGGUACCCAAGUGGGGUGCUGUUUAUAUCCCUUCCAUCAUCACACUCCUAAAUGCUGUUGGAACUCCAAGGUCACUCCACUUACUGGUCUUCUGGAUUCUCUUUGAGAAUACCAUGUCUCUGCAUCGAACAAAGGCUACAAUUAUUGGUCUACUAGAGGCUAGUCGAGUGAAUGAAUGGAUUGUCACUGAAAAACUUGGAGAUGCUCUUAAGGGUAAAGGUGGGGGUAAAGCACCCAAGAAGAUUCGAUUCAGGAUUGGAGACAGAAUUCACAUGUUGGAACUUCUUGUUGGAUUCUACCUUUUCUUCUGUGGCUGCUAUGAUGUUAUGUUCGGGAAAAACCGGUUCUAUAUAUUCCUAUACAUUCAAUCAAUUGCUUUCUUCAUCAUGGCAUUUGGAUAUGUUGGCACUAUCGUUCCCAACUCCUAAAAGGACUUCAGAACACUUCAUUCAGAUAUUUACAUAUUGUAAUAGUGUUCAUUCACAGUAUAAUCUGUGACAUUAAAUUAAAGCUUGUGUUAUGGGUGGUCAUUCUUCAAGGUUCUGCAUAAUCAGAGUCGUGGCUCGAACAGUCUUUGUGAAUAUUCAAAACAGAUACAUAAGAAAAUUACAGAAGUUAUUCCUUUGGAUAUGAAGUAUACAGAAAAUUAUUACAGCACUCUUCAGGCAACAAUCUUCCCAGGGCAGACAUCUUUGAUUGGACAUAUGGCUAUAAGAUUUUGUAGUUCUUUUUCUUUUUCAAUUUUAUCAAUCAUUUCCUUCUUUACUUGAAUUUGUUCGAAGAAAUAAUAAACAUCUUCAAUAAAUGGGAUAGAUUACAGAGUUU
Vigna radiata var. radiata (mung bean) is the source of this 2299-nucleotide messenger RNA. Its product is annotated as glucomannan 4-beta-mannosyltransferase 9. NCBI's taxonomy places the organism in Eukaryota, Viridiplantae, Streptophyta, Magnoliopsida, Fabales, Fabaceae. The transcript has 10 exons. The record is from RefSeq and is a predicted model, not a curated record. Gene Ontology annotation, cellular component: Golgi apparatus. Gene Ontology annotation, molecular function: mannan synthase activity. The coding region runs from base 328 to 1902 and encodes 524 amino acids.